This is a messenger RNA of Pyricularia grisea, 1766 nucleotides long. RefSeq lists its product as uncharacterized. Lineage: Eukaryota; Fungi; Ascomycota; Sordariomycetes; Magnaporthales; Pyriculariaceae. The transcript is spliced from 2 exons. Bases 32 to 1447 code for a protein of 471 amino acids. The record is from RefSeq and is a predicted model, not a curated record.
CAACAAUUGCUCGCUCAUCUACUCUACAGUCAUGGACGACCGCAUUCCGAGCCUACUGACGCUCAUCAUCACCACUUCUCCGACGCCCUCAGCCCCAGAAACCGAACUUCUCACCCAAGUUAUCGCAUCAUAUCGGCGACACUGCCCCUCUCUGUUAAAAUGUCGCGUCAUAGUUGUCCUCGACACGUACGACCACAUCAAACCCCGCGCUCGUCCAAAGAGGGGACAGGUAACCGCGCAGGGCGCCCAAGUAUACGACGUUUACAAGGAAAACGUCAAGGAGCUGUUCUUGGCUGAGUACUUACCGGAUAUUCCGUCUCCGAUACCCGUGACCCAGAGCUUUGUCGAGGCCGAAUUCGGGUUUGACGGCCGGAACAAUCCGCUCGGCAGCGCCGUUUCCGUCACCGUUAGUCGCGCAGGCGAUGAUGGAAGGGUGACAUUUGUGGAGCCGGCCGAUCGAUUAGGCUUUGGGCUUGCUGUCCGCACUGCCCUGCGUCUGACAGAAACCAGCUAUGUGUGGAUUCAUCAACAUGACUGGACUCUCGUCACAGACAUACCUAUUGCCGGAAUGCUGGAUGUCAUGGAAGCAAACAAAGCAUCACCAGCUGGCUUACCGUCGACCCUCUCAUUGUCUUCCUUGUCUCGAUCCUCAACAUCAACCUCUGAAGCUCCAGUCACAGCUCUGGAUACUGCAACGGUUGGCUCUUUGCCAGGGUCCCCUGUUGUAGAAGACACCACUAGUGGUACAGGCGAUGAUUCUUUUAUUACCGACUUAGAAUCGCCCCCUGUCAAAUACAUCUGCUUGCCGUCUUGCAGACUCCUCUCUUACGCCGUCCAGGCGCAUGUCACCUACCACUCGGCUCUUUUACGACUGACACGUCAGCUGAAGCGGACAUUUAUUCCCUCGUCCUCAUCGCUGCCUCCCAUCCCCUUGACCCCGUUAUUCUUUUGGCACGAUAAGCCUCAUAUUGCCGAAGUAUCACACUACCUCGCGCGCGUGUUCCCUACACGUCUAUCCAUGGCCCGAGGUGCCUUCAUCGAGGAUACUGUGGGGCAUCGUGCCCGAGAUCAGAUGAAGCUUGGCAACUGGACCAAGUGGGCUUGCUGGAUGUACUAUCCUGACGAAGGGAAACGGCUCUGCUUACGUCACCUACACGGAAGAACCUGGAGGGGCUCCGUUUUGGAACUGGAAAAAAAGGAGCAUCACAUCACCAUGAACAUCAAGGGAAAGAGAAACCAAAAGAAGCUGGACAAAAAGAAGGAAAAGAAAGAGGCGGACCCUGCCGACGCCGACGCUGACGAUGGCCAUCACCAGGCCACUAAGAACAUUGCGUCAAUUGAGGAGCCCCUCGAAUCUGUCGAGGGUGUUCGUGGGCAGAUUCAUGUCGGUGACGCCAGGGUCUUAAGCUAUGCCCCGACAUCAGAACUGGGUAUGCACGCGGAGUAGUAGUAGCAGCAACAGCAGCAGCAGCGGCAGCACAAUACGGCACUGUUGUAAUGUUCUUGUUUUAAGAUUCUGGAGUUGCCCGGGACGAGCGACUAUGGCUAUUUCUACUACUUCUACUACCACCACCUGGUCCAAAGGUACCGCCACUUAUGUGGCUCAGUCUCCGCGACGACUCUCUGGGCGAUAGUAGACCGCCAGCUCCUGUGUAGUAUGAGAUACGCGUUGGGGAUAACCGACUCAGCAUGUCAUUCUCCUCGAAUGUCUCACUCAUUUCCGUCGUCUCAGUCCUCACAGUGAAGGCACUGCGGGCAGUCAAUGG